CAGCGGCACGUGUCAUGGCGAGUGUGUUGUUAUAAACGAAAGUCGUAUACUGUUAGUCGUAGAUAGAAUUGAAAGCUAUCAAUUACAAUAUUCAAAAUGAAGGAAGAAACAGUGUUAAGUUUAAAGUGGCACAGUUUUCCAUCGCAUUUGGCGGUUUCUCUCGAUACAUGUUAUGAGAAGCAACAGUUUGUAGAUCUUUCUUUAGUAUGCAAAGAUGGGACGAUUAUAAAAUGUCAUAAAAUGGUAUUAGCUAAUUCGAGCUCAUUUUUUCGUCGUUUAUUAGUUGCCAACGAUCAUCCUCAUCCUAUGAUUAUUCUUCACGAUAUUGAAGCAGACGAUCUCAAGACUAUCGUCAAUUUUAUGUAUUGCGGUGAAAUACAAGUGGUUCAAAGUGAGGUUAGAAGGUUGUUAAAGUUGGCCGAAAUUUUGGAAGUCACUGGAUUACGACAUAUUAAAACUUCCGUUUUGGUAGGAGAAUCAAAUAACGCAUCUCAUGAUACGUCCAGGAAAACAACUACGGUAUCUCGUUUAAAAAUCGAAGAAACAAAGAGUCUACCUACCAAAACAGUACCUGAGCAUGAUUCUAAUAUUAGAUCACAAACUAAAACUAACAAUCAAACAAAAUUUACUUCAUCUACUCACCUUCAUAAAAGUGGAAACAAAGUUCCACUAGAGGUCACUAAGAAAAAUGAAGAGGCUAAUAUUAAUUUAUUAAGUCAAUGUUUAGACACAGGAAAAUCUGGAAUCAGUAUUGUAGACAUUAAUGAUAUGCCAAGUACUAGUAGAGGAAUUUCCAAUCCACCACCUCAAAAAAGAAAAGAAUCCUCUGAAUCUGUUAUUAGUUGGCCUCGUGUUUUAUCUGCUAUAUCAAAGGAUAAAUCUUUACCUUUGAAAAAAUUAUGUAUUAUGGAUGAAGUUGAAAUUACAGCUGGAAAGCCAUCUACAGCUAAUCAAGAGUUUCAGAGGAAUGAACCUUUAGACAGAAGAAAACAAAGGACUAAUUCGGAAAGCAAUGAAUCCAUGAAGUGUGCAGUUUACAUAAAAGACGAAGUGGACAUAUUUGAAAUGGAAGAAGAUGCAGAUAUGGAUCCUCUUGAAGUUGAAGAGAUAGAAAAUGAAAGUUCAGAUACUAUUAUGGGUUCUUCUCAAAUUUUUCCUGUCACAAAUGUUGAACAAACAUAUUAUAAUGCAGGAACACUUUCGGAAUAUCCUCCAAGAAAAGGAUCUAAUGGUUAAUACAUAAAACACUGUGUUUUAAAAUUGAAAUUAUUGAUAUAUAUUGCUUUGAAUAUAACACUUAGACUGAAUAAAACUUUUUGUGAUUAUAAAUCUUUUUUAACCAAAAAAGCUGCAAAAUUUCAAUAUAUAUAAAUUAACCAUAAUUCACUAUCAUACUUGUUACUUUCUUACAUGAUCUUGUUCAUUUUAUAAUAAACCAAUU
Apis florea (little honeybee) is the source of this 1441-nucleotide messenger RNA. RefSeq lists its product as uncharacterized. Gene Ontology annotation, molecular function: protein binding. Gene Ontology annotation, biological process: regulation of transcription by RNA polymerase II. The record is from RefSeq and is a predicted model, not a curated record. NCBI's taxonomy places the organism in Eukaryota, Metazoa, Arthropoda, Insecta, Hymenoptera, Apidae. Gene Ontology annotation, cellular component: nucleus.